Fusarium keratoplasticum is the source of this 1893-nucleotide messenger RNA. Its product is annotated as Zn(2)-C6 fungal-type domain-containing protein. Gene Ontology annotation, biological process: DNA-templated transcription; regulation of DNA-templated transcription. The coding region runs from base 1 to 1893 and encodes 630 amino acids. Lineage: Eukaryota; Fungi; Ascomycota; Sordariomycetes; Hypocreales; Nectriaceae. The transcript is spliced from 3 exons. The record is from RefSeq and is a predicted model, not a curated record. Gene Ontology annotation, molecular function: zinc ion binding; DNA binding; DNA-binding transcription factor activity, RNA polymerase II-specific.
AUGGACCCGCUAUGGCCCGUCUACGGUGCCCCCACCGAGUACUUCUUGAGUCAAGAUAACCCGCUCUUGGUCUCUGCCGCUCCGAAUUCGCAGCUGCCUCCUGGCUUUGAGGGUCCUGCACCUGUUACGCUGCCGUCUACGGGGCCUAGGACGGCGGCUGCUACUCGCGAGAUUGCUACUCGCGCCAACCUUCCUUCGGUCCCUUCUGCCUGUCUUGCUUGCCGCAGCAAGCACCUCAAAUGUGAUGGCAAGCGUCCUUGUUCCCGCUGCAGCACAUCCAGCCUAGACUGCGUCUAUGUCGCGUCACGUCGCGGGUACAAAGGCCGUAAACGCACAGCUACACAAGUUGCCAGCCGUCUUGCAGCGACUGCUAAUCCCGUACCUAUUGCUGCUCUCACAAAACCCAUAAUCGGACCUGCUCCCCCAGCACCGUCACUGGAAUUCCCUGCCAUUUUCGACCCCUCCAUGUUCUCGGGGAUUGACCCAAUUUAUCCGGGUAUCAACACGAGUUUCCCAACUACCACGUUUGCUCAAACUACCGCGUCAGCUGGUUUGCCUGCUUUCGCAUUUCAGAGUCCUUUUGGUGGCGUAGACGAACUGGACGUGGGCUUUGGCUUCGAAGUACCACGGAUGCUUCCUCUAAGAGAACGCUACCUUGACUCGUUCUAUCAGAAUUUCCAUGCAGCUCACCCCUUCGUACCACCCAAGGAGCCUCUUCUUGUCUUGGUGCAGGAUAACUCACUGGAACCUCUUCUCGCGGCUAUGCGCUGGAUUGGUUCUCUAUAUAUCGAGCAAGACACCUCUCACAGUCUCUUCAAAGACGCGUUCCGCCUAAUAGACGGCAACCCUCUCAAAGAUGGUUUCUUGGUGCAGGCUAGGUUGAUUCUCAUCAUCGGACUUGACGGCAACCGGCAAAGAAAAAAGGUCAGAAAGCUCAUGGCAGAGGCGCGGGAUAUCUCUGUUCAAAUCGGUAUGAACACACAUCUCUUUGCGACUGCCAAUGGACGAGGAAUGCCGAUACUGGAAGAGAGCUGGCGGAGGACAUGGUGGGAGCUCUACGUGGUGGAUGCUCUCAUGUCGGGUGUGCAUCAGACAAACAGCUUUGCUUUGUAUGAUGUCCCCACGGAUGUUGCUCUGCCUUGCGAAGAGUACCAGUAUCUCACAGGACAAAUACCUCCUCCAAUGCACCCACAAGACAUGGAAAACAUUGGUUUGUUUGAUGGCACGCCGUUCUCAUCGUACACCUACCGCAUCCAAUGUGCCUGCUUCUUGGGCACGCUCCAAAGAAUGCCAACACAAGUUGACCAUAUCGACAAACUCCUCGCCAACUGGAGGCUUCGUCUACCAGCUUCCAAGCACGAUGCUCACUUUAAUGGUGAACUGGAUGAGAUGAUGUUCCAGGCUCUCAUGAUGUGGCACGCCAUCAAUAUUCUUCUGCACCAGCCUCACUCGCAACUGGAUCCGUCCUCGACAUAUUACAUCAAGGCAUGCCAACCCAACACACCGGCUGUGUCUAGCGAUGUUUUCAACCUACACACGAUACGCACGAUUCGAGCCGCGAGGGAGCUCAGCAAGUUGAUCACUUACCGUGUUUCUCUGCUAACACACACCCACUUCUUCGCCUACAUGGUGACGCUCUCCUCAACAAUCCAUCUUAGCAAAUGGUCACUGGCCUUUGUAGCCCAAGACGACGAGGAUCUACGUCAAAACAUCCGUCUCAACAUUGGAGCCCUUGUCAAGUACGCCGAAAUGUGGUCCGUGGCACAACACCUGGGAUCUCAAGUAAAACACAUUGCAAAGGAAGUCUACAUGAUGAAGAAGCGACAACAACAGCCUCCAGAAUGGGUAGGCUUACUCCCACAGGAACAAAUGACUGCCAAUCUUGGCUUUUAG